This is a messenger RNA of Prorocentrum cordatum, 995 nucleotides long. The record is from the annotation of a GenBank genome assembly. Lineage: Eukaryota; Dinophyceae; Prorocentrales; Prorocentraceae.
AUGUUUCUGAUUCCCUGGAAGGUGGAGCCCAUCGCCAACAGGCAGUUUUCCUCGGCGGCGUCCGCCGCGGCGUCCUCGUCGGCGGGGCCGGCGCGGCCUGGCGGGGCUCGGAGGACUGCGGCCGCUAUCCAGCAGGCGGCGACGGCCGAGGUGCAGGAGAAGACCAUGGACUUCGCGGUGUUGGUGCUGCAGAGGGACCCGUCGGCAUGCGAGGAGUGUUGGUUCAUCAAGACCGUGCUCUACCCCAAGGCCUCGUGGAAAGAGUUCCUGGACCAGAUCGGCACAGACGUCGUCGCGCAGGGUCGCGUGGCCGACGCGAGGCGCGUCAAGCGGGGGGCCUCAAAGAUGUUCGACGAGGGGGAGGUCACCCACGGGCGUGUGACAGCAGUUGACGUUGAGCGUCCCUUCAUGAUCAUGAAUGAGAAAGAGUUGUCCAAAGAGGAGGACGGCUCGGGGGAGUACGAGGUGAUCUACUGGUUCCCAGACGCAGAGAAGUUUCGCAAGGCCACUGUGAGGCAGACGAUGUACGUCUGCAGCGACACUACGAUCAUGAGCCCGAGCAGCCAGGUGAGCCCUUUUCAAGCAGAUGAGCAGUUCUGGCAGAUGGUCAGCAACAAAAUGCAGAACCAGUGCGCUGACUCCAUCAACAGGCAGCAGCAUUGCCCUGGCGGGCACGGCUUGCUGUCCUUGGCCGAUUUCAAGAUGAAGGCGAAUCCCGAUGCUGCUCGUGCCGCUCCUGCCUCCUCGAGCCUUCCUGCUGGCCGUAAGGCAUAUCCGCCAGUACCUACGAUGGCUCCUGCGGCGCCUCAUGUCAUCAACGUGCCAGAAGAGACGCAGGAGGCAAGUGCGACGGCGUUGGACGACGACACGGAACCGCAAGAUUCUCCCGACCGCGGAUCUGGGGCUGCUGCUGCCGCCGCCGACGAGUGGGAGAUGCUGUCGGCCAGGGGCGGUAGCCCAAAGCGGACGCUGCCAGCCGAGAUGACUACCCCCAG